AUGGCCGAGAUGCAAGAGACUCUUGGCGGUGAGCCGUUUCCUCCUCUUGCCGACGUCGCCGGCGUCGCCGCCGAAGCUCCCUCUCCCAAGAUAAAGGGCCGUAAGAGACUGCUGCGAGGGAUUCAGCGCAUCUCCUCGUCGCCUUCACUCACCAACCUCCGCCGCGGCCGGUCCGCCAGCAGCCCGUAUCAUGGUGGGAGCCGCACCUCGCUCUCCUGCGUCAGUCUCGCCGGUGUUCCUCCUCAGACACCUCUCCGUUACGGAACUCCCCAACCCUCGCCCCUCGUCCGAUCCGACACCCCAGACUCCGAGUUUCCUUUCCACGACUGCGUCGAGCAGCAGCCUGGCGUCAGGACCGUCCGCGUCAUUCCCACAUCGAGGCCCUCGACCGCUCUGCUGCCCGCCGACCUGCGCGCCCAAACCAAGAUUGUCUCGAAGCCGCCAUUCCCAUUUUGGGACAACAUGCCCCAAGAAAUACGCAUUGCCAUUUUCGCUCAUCUCGAGCCCAGGGAGCUAGUCCGCGUCUCCCGCGUCAGCAAGACUUUUUACAAGUUUUGCUUUGACGGCCAGCUUUGGACCUCGUUCAAUGCCUCGGAAUUCUAUCAAAAUAUUCCUGCCGAUUCACUGGCCAGGAUUAUUGUUGCUGCCGGGCCGUUCAUUAAGGACCUCAAUCUGCGCGGCUGUGUCCAAGUCGAGCACUACCGACGCACCGAAGCCAUUGUCAAGGCCUGUAAGAACCUCAUCAACGCUACUCUGGAAGGCUGCCGCAACUUUCAAAAGGCAACCCUGCACAACCUUCUCGAGAGCAACGAAAAUCUGGUGCAUCUCAACCUUACCGGCCUCUAUGCCGUAUCCAAUCGUGCGUGCCAAAUCGUGGCUGACUCCUGCCCCCAGUUGGAGAGCUUCAACGUGUCUUGGUGCCAAAAGGUCGAUGCAAAGGGCAUCAAACUGGUAGUUGACUCGUGCAAGCGUCUCAAAGACUUGCGCGCAGGUGAGGUCAAAGGCUUUGACAAUCUGGAAACGGCCGAAAGCAUCUUUAGGACCAACAAUCUUGAGCGUCUAGUACUGAGCGGCUGUGCGGACCUCAGCGACGAGGCCCUCCGAAUAAUGAUGCACGGUGUAGAUCCCGAGAUUGACAUCCUCACCAAUCGCCCCAUUGUUCCGCCGCGAAAUCUCCGCCAUCUAGAUGUCAGUCGCUGCGCGCACCUCACCUCGGCAGGAGUCAGGGCUAUUGGCUAUGCCACACCUCAGCUCCAAGGCUUGCAGCUGUCGGGUUGCAAGACUUUGACAGACGCGGCUCUGGAGCCCAUCCUCGCCUCCACGCCUCGUCUUACCCAUCUUGAGCUUGAGGAUCUCGGCCAACUCACCAAUUCCCUCCUUUCAGAACACCUCGUCAAGGCACCAUGCGCUGCCUCGCUCGAGCACCUCUCCCUGAGCAACUGCGAAGAUAUUGGCGACACGGGUGUCUUGCCCGUCAUGCAGACGUGCACCAAGCUCCGCAGUUGCGACCUCGACAACACUCGCAUCAGCGAUCUCGUCCUCGCCGAAGCCGCCGCCACCGUCGCCAAGCGCUCCACGCGCUCCACGCAUCCCAACCCUCCGAAUGUUACGCUGUCCCUCGUCGUCUACGAUUGCCACCAUGUAACAUGGGCCGGCGUGCGCGAGGUGCUUUUCCGCAACGCCCAAAUGAAGGCCAAGUCGGUUGGCGUCACCUACCCGAGCGAGACGAUAUCCCUCAAGUGCUUCUACGGCUUCCAGAUGACCGUCGACGAGCACCAGAAGCGCGUUUUGCGCGGCGACUUUCUCGCCGCCAGCCGCCUCGAGCGCAAGUGGGCAGACCACAUGCAAGCCAGCGAGGAGGCCGGCGCCGUCGGUGCGGGACACCGGAGGCGCAGACGGCGCGCGCGCGAGACGCACGCGCUGCAUCUUGACGAAGAAGAUGGCGUGAUCGGCCGACGACGAGCCCGAACCAUGGGAUCCUGCAGCGUCAUGUAA
Beauveria bassiana ARSEF 2860 is the source of this 1995-nucleotide messenger RNA. Its product is annotated as F-box domain-containing protein. The coding region runs from base 1 to 1995 and encodes 664 amino acids. Gene Ontology annotation, biological process: SCF-dependent proteasomal ubiquitin-dependent protein catabolic process. The transcript has a single exon. Gene Ontology annotation, cellular component: SCF ubiquitin ligase complex. Gene Ontology annotation, molecular function: protein binding. NCBI's taxonomy places the organism in Eukaryota, Fungi, Ascomycota, Sordariomycetes, Hypocreales, Cordycipitaceae. The record is from RefSeq and is a predicted model, not a curated record.